AUGUCCAUUCGGACUCAACCAGAGGAUAGUGCUGUGGCGUUGCUACGCACGGUUAUUGCGGCUGAUAUCCGUACCGAUCCUUUUCUAGUUGACCUCAUGUUGAAGUUUGCCGCAUUACACCGAAAUGUGUCAACCGGUGAGUGGCUCGAGACUUGUUUAACGCCUGUAGAGAAGUUUGUAAAGGAGUGUCUGUUCCUAGAGCGUGAUGCCUUUGAUCGGUUUCGCUUUGAUGUCCACGGUGAUAACCGUCAUAUCUUACACUGCAUUAAGCUUGCUGACAUCACUAAGACUCCAAGGGAUUUUGCGGCUUUACUCGAUCCGGUGUUGCAGCAGUACGACAUUUUUUGUCUUCAAAGUACGUUGGUGCAUCAGGGGCGAUGGAUGGAGCACAGACUGUCGUGUGCAGAGGAGGUUCACCGCGUUGAUUCGCGGCUCCCGCUGGUUGAAACGGUCGAGGUUCCUGCAGACAGCGAGAGUUUGGUUCGUAUCGAUGGUAGUUUUGGCGUUGCUCGCCGCGAAUCAGAAGGAUCACCACUAGUUUUAUUUGUGCGGUACAGCGACCCCAUUUUGCCGACGCCACAAGGAGACGACGCGGGAAAAGGAAGCUGA
Molecule: messenger RNA, 609 nt
Organism: Trypanosoma rangeli
Lineage: Eukaryota; Euglenozoa; Kinetoplastea; Trypanosomatida; Trypanosomatidae
Exons: 1
Coding region: 1-609 (202 amino acids)
Source: RefSeq, a predicted model, not a curated record